Messenger RNA from Malania oleifera, 1944 nucleotides. RefSeq names its product protein root UVB sensitive 3. Bases 36 to 1367 code for a protein of 443 amino acids. Lineage: Eukaryota; Viridiplantae; Streptophyta; Magnoliopsida; Santalales; Ximeniaceae. The transcript has 16 exons. The record is from RefSeq and is a predicted model, not a curated record.
AUGUAACGCUAUCGGUGUCCCUCUUCCCUUUCGCCAUGGAAGUAGCCGAAGAGAAAGCUACCCCAUUGCAGCAGAUCAUACUCGAAGAAUGGAGUGGUUCUUCUCCCACAAACCUCUCGAUUACGGCCACUAUUACUGCAGCUGCUCCUUCCUCCAUUUCAAUUCGAAGAUCGGGUAAUCGCUUAAACGAAUUAUGGGAACGAGUUCUAGCAGCAUUCGUACCAGAGGGUUUUCCCAGCAGUGUAACUCCAGAUUAUGCCCCUUUCCAGCUGUGGGACUCAUUGCAAGGCUUGUCCACUUAUGUAAGAACGAUGCUUUCUACGCAAGCUCUUCUGAGUGCUAUUGGAGUUGGCGAGAAAUCGGCUACAGUAAUUGGUGCUACGUUUCAGUGGUUUUUGAGGGAUUUAACGGGAAUGCUCGGAGGCAUUUUAUUCACAUUUUACCAGGGUUCAAAUCUGGAUAGCAAUGCCAAAAUGUGGCGUUUGGUUGCAGAUCUUAUGAAUGAUCUUGGAAUGUUGAUGGACCUCAUUUCUCCUUUAUUCCCUUCUGCAUUUGUGUUUAUAGUUUGCUUAGGGAGCCUCUCUAGAGCAUUCACUGGUGUUGCAAGUGGAGCCACAAGAGCUGCUUUGACACAGCAUUUUUCCCUGCAGAAUAAUGCUGCGGAUAUAUCUGCAAAGGAGGGGAGUCAAGAGACAGUUGCAACAAUGACUGGAAUGGCAAUAGGAAUGCUUGUUGCUCGUAUCACAAUGGGACAGCCCCUAGCAAUUUGGUUUUCUUUUCUUUCCCUCACCAUGUUCCAUAUGUAUGCAAACUACAGGGCUGUUCACUGCCUUUCAUUGAUUACCCUAAAUGGUGAAAGGAGCUCAAUACUUCUGCAGCAUUUCAUGAAGACUGGCCAAGUUCUUCCUCCCAAACAGGUCUCUGCAAUGGAGCAUGUUUUGCCCUUAUGGACCAGUUUAUGGUGCUCCAAAAACAUCAAGUCUCUGCACACUCAGAUACGUUUGGGUGUGAAGGUUUCAUCACUAAACCACCUGGAGAUGGUGGACCUCUUACACUUGGCGGGAUCUCAUUAUAAGAAAGAAAAAUAUUUAUUGUUGGAGAGAAAGGGGAUCAUAAGCAUUGUUAUGCAUAAGGAUUCAACAGCCGCAGACGUCUUGAAGUCGUUCCUGCAUGCACUUGUUGUAGCAAAUUUUCUAGACAGAAACAGAUCUGUACAUUCAGAGAGCCAAUUGUGGAUGGACAAGCAAUAUGAAUCUUUUGUUUUGAAGCUACAGUCAUCAGGGUGGAAUACGGAUCGCCUUUUAUCACCGUCAGUUAUUUGGAGGGCAAAUUGGACAUGUAGAUCUUCAGAUGAGAAGAUUGACUAGAGAUGAUGAAACCAAUAGCUUCUCAUGAUUCUAUUAACCGAUUCUGAGUUUGACAAUGGAGAUGAAUAGUUGGGUGGAAGGGAAUAUCAAGUAUGCAGAAACAAAAUGAUUGACUACAGAGUGGUUCAGGAAUACUGGGCAUGACAAGAGCUUCCCUUGUUGCCUUGUGCAGAGAGGAUUGCAAUAUCUUGUAGCAACUACUUUCCUGGAAAAUCAGCUGUGGCCUUUGGGGCAGCAGAUUUUGUUAGUGCAGUUGAUUUCAAACAUUUUAACCUUGCCAACUCCCAUGCUGGCUGGGGUUGAGAAGCUUUCUGAUUGAGUUCAGCUCCAUGAAGUGCAAGAUUCACACCACAAUAUUGCAUCAGCUGAUUCCUAAAUCAGUUAUGAGGUGGUACUGUUAUAUUAGCACUUAUUCAAUGUCGGGUUCCUCUGCUGUGGUUGUACUGAUAUCUAACCGUAUGCCCAUAAUUCAUAACUGCCUCAGUGCUGAAGCUCACUUGAUUCCAAUGUGCAUUUCUUUAAACUUGUACUAAAAUAAAUAGUGCUAUUUCAUUUUUGAUUCUUUAUGUUUCACAAA